AUGGAUCUUCUCAAAAAGGCUGGCGAAACCCUCAACAAGGGCAAUUCCUCCAACAACAAUGAGCAGCAGACCCAGAACCAGGGCGGCGACAACAACCAGCAGCAGGGUGACAGCAGCAACAACGCUGACAAGCAAGACUACCUUGACAAAGGCAUCGGCUUCGUCUCCAAGAAGGCUGGCUACAACAUUGACCGCAACACCGAGGAGAAGAUUGGCGACGGCGCGCGCGGCGCUUAUGAGAAGUUCUCUGGCUCCAAGGUCCCCGAGAAGUUCUCCAACUAA
This is a messenger RNA of Beauveria bassiana ARSEF 2860, 282 nucleotides long. RefSeq lists its product as uncharacterized. Bases 1 to 282 code for a protein of 93 amino acids. Lineage: Eukaryota; Fungi; Ascomycota; Sordariomycetes; Hypocreales; Cordycipitaceae. The transcript is spliced from 3 exons. The record is from RefSeq and is a predicted model, not a curated record.